AUGUCUAAGGGCAACGGCAGCAGCAGCUGCAGCAGCAGCAGCACAAUAAACGAAGAGGAGCAGCAGCAGUAUCAGGAGGAUAGCAAGGAGCAGCAGCAGCAGCAGCCGGAGCAGCAGCAGGUGCGUACGCUGUUCUGUUUGCUGCAGGUGUUUGAUAUAAACACCGCCUGCUGCUGCGGCCCCCCAGCCACGCAGGAGUCAUUUCGUGCUGCAGCACCUCUACCCAGUGGCGAGACUGACAGCAGCAGCAGCAACAGCAGCAGCAGCAGCAACAGCAGCAGCAUUGUGGGGAAGGCACUGAUUGAUGAAGGAAGCUACACAACACAGUUUUAUUGCUGCCGCGUUUGUUUGCUGCCUGAGGGGGCAAUUGCUGCUUGCUGCGGAGGCAAUCGCCAUCAACUUAGGACGUACUUCUUGCCGGCUGGCCUUGAGAGCGCAGGUGCAGGUGGCGGAGGCAGUGUGACCAGCAGCAGCAGCAGCAGCAGCAGCAGCAGCAGCAGCAGCAGUAGCAGCAGCAGCAGCAGCUGUCCCUGCAGCAAGAACGCCUUCCAUCUGUUUGGGCUGGCUUCAGCGGAGUACCCGCCUUUGACUUUAGAUGUUUGCUGCGCUGCUGCUGCUCCCCCGCAGCGGAAGCAGCAGCAGCAAAAGAGCCUCAACACCCCGCCGCCAGCUGCAGCAGCAGACGAGCUCCUUACCAAGCACAGCAUCAUUAGCUCCUUCGUUGUCAGGGCCCCCAAGCAGCAGCAGCAGCAACAGCAACAGCAGCAGCAGCAGCAGCAAGAAGAAGAAGAGAAAGAAGAAACGCAAGCUGUCAUUUCGGGAGUGCUACUGGCUGCAAUCCAGGGACAGAUUGCAGUGUACGGCAUUGCUGCGGGCCCGUCUGACUUGAGCCCGGAGUUCGCGCGACUGCGGCAGCAACUGCUGCAGCGGCGAAACGAAGAGAAUUUAGAUGCAGCAGCAGCAGCAAGAGUGCUACAGGCGCAUGCAGCAGCUGCAGCAACAGCAGAUCCUGCAGCAGCAACAACAGACAGUAAGGGCGCAGCAGGGCACGACAGAGACGAAGAUGAAAAGGUUUGUCUCCCGCCACUGUCUCCAUUGUGCCUCCCCUGA
Molecule: messenger RNA, 1110 nt
Organism: Eimeria acervulina
Lineage: Eukaryota; Apicomplexa; Conoidasida; Eucoccidiorida; Eimeriidae
Exons: 3
Coding region: 1-1110 (369 amino acids)
Source: RefSeq, a predicted model, not a curated record